Messenger RNA from Eurypyga helias (sunbittern), 579 nucleotides. RefSeq names its product nucleolar protein interacting with the FHA domain of MKI67 (gene NIFK). Gene Ontology annotation, biological process: maturation of LSU-rRNA from tricistronic rRNA transcript (SSU-rRNA, 5.8S rRNA, LSU-rRNA). The annotation marks the transcript as partial. Gene Ontology annotation, molecular function: RNA binding. Gene Ontology annotation, cellular component: nucleolus. The record is from RefSeq and is a predicted model, not a curated record. The transcript is spliced from 4 exons. NCBI's taxonomy places the organism in Eukaryota, Metazoa, Chordata, Aves, Eurypygiformes, Eurypygidae.
ACUGGAGGUAGCAAAGGCUACGGAUUUAUAGAAUUUGAGUCUGAUGACGUGGCUAAGAUUGUCGCAGACACGAUGAACAACUACCUGUUUUGUGAAAGACUGCUGAAGUGUCAGUUCAUGUCUCCCGAAAGGGUCCACGAAAACCUCUUCAAGGACAGUAACAGGAUAUUUCUGAAGCCGUCUCUGCCAGCGGUCAGGCGGUACAACAAGAUACGUUCACUUGUUCAGAAGGCAAAGAUGACAAAGCGACUGCUGCGAAAGGAGAAGCUGUUACGGAAGAGGCUGGCUGAAAAGGGGCUCGAUUACGACUUCCCAGGAUUUGCUGCACAGGAGCUUUCCAUAAAGAGAGGAAAAGUCAAACCAUCCAAGAAGUCAAAACCUAACAUUUCUUUGAGCAGCCAGGAUCCUACUCCAGUCUGUACUCCGACAGUGCUCGAGCGCCGGAAAGCUUCCCAGGCGGACGAUGACGCCGAGGACAAUGAAAUAACCCUCAAGCUGCCCCCUGCCAGUGUUAACAACGCUGUGCAGAGACCAAAGAAGCAGCCAAGGAAAAGAUCAAAGCUGAAGAAACAGAAAUAG